UUGUGUGCGACCAUUUUUGUCUUUUUUUCUGUGUGUUUAUGUUCUGCUGUCUUGCUGUAUUUCGCUAAUGGAUGCGCUUUUAUCGUUAAAGUUUUGUGCACAUCCUCUGGAUAUGGACUGGAUAACAUUUUAAAUAUUGCUAGGCUGCCGUUUUUGCCCAGAAUGAACAAAGGGUGGUUGGAGCUCGAGAGUGACCCAGGACUGUUCACUCUCCUGGUGGAAGAUUUUGGUGUCAAAGGUGUCCAAGUAGAAGAAAUUUAUGAUCUUCAAAGCAAAUGUCAAAGUCCUGUCUAUGGCUUCAUCUUCUUGUUCAAAUGGAUUGAGGAGCGCCGCUCCAGGAGGAAAGUUAAUACUUUGGUGGAUGAAACAUCUGUUAUUGAUGAGGAAAUUGUAAAUGAUAUGUUCUUCGCUCAUCAGUUGAUACCAAAUUCCUGUGCCACUCAUGCAUUGCUCAGUGUGCUUCUGAACUGCAGUGGCGUUGAGCUUGGCACCACCCUCAGUCGUAUGAAAGCUUUUACUAAAGGUUUUAGUCCAGAGAGCAAAGGUUAUGCAAUAGGAAAUGCCCCAGAACUUGCUCGAGCACAUAAUAGCCAUGCCAGACCGGAGCCCAGGCACCUGCCGGAGAAACAGAAUGGAAUUAGUGCAGUGCGGACUAUGGAAGCUUUCCACUUUGUUAGCUAUGUGCCCAUCAAAGAUCGCCUCUUUGAGCUCGAUGGACUCAAGGCAUACCCCAUUGACCAUGGACCCUGGGGUGAAGAGGAGGAAUGGACUGAUAAAGCUCGACGUGUUAUCAUGGAGAGGAUUGGUCUGGCCACUGCUGGUGAGCCUUACCAUGACAUCCGCUUUAACCUGAUGGCGGUAGUGCCUGACCGCAGGAUGAAGUACGAGUCCAAACUAGAAAUUCUAAAGAAGAAUCGACAAACUGUCCUGGAGGGUUUACAGAAGAUGAUCCGCCUCACACAGCCAGAGCUCGUCCAGGACAAGAAGCAGCAGGAGUCUUCCUCUCCUGAUGAUGGCACUGCUGCCAUUAAGAAAGAAGCUGAUGCCGAGCCAGCCCAGGGGGCUGAUCAGGCUUCUUCAGAUUCAGUUGAGGAACCACGAGUUCAGUCCCAAGCUGCGUCCAGCCCUGCAAGCAACACUAAGGCUAUCUGUAAGCCACCUGUACCGACUGCAGGAGGCCCCCAGCAGGUCACGAGCCCUAACCCCAUUUUUCAGCGCCUCCCUGCCUUUUUGGACAACCACAACUAUGCCAAGUCCCCAAUGCAGGAAGAGGAGGAUCUUGCUGCUGGAGUUGGUCGCACUCGGAUGUCAGCGCCUCCUCAACCCACAUACUCAGAUGAUGAGGAUGAUUAUGAGGAUGACGAUGAGGAAGGAACGGCGACAGCAGGCACAUCCCGCAGAUUUAGACGGAAGCCCAGUCUCCGCUCACGAACAGGACGGGUUGGGAGUGGAAUGGAGAGCCAGAUUGCUCUCAGUGUCUUAGAAGAGAAACUUAAGAAGGAGGCUCAAAGAAAGGACACUAUAAAUACACCCAUAUCUGUACGCACAGAAGGACGCACAGGAGGCAUUUGUAUCACAUCUGCUUCACAGCCUUCCCCAACACCCAGCAAUGAAAGCACUGACACAGCCUCAGAGAUUGGCAGUGCAUUCAAUUCUCCACUGCGGUCACCAGCACGUUCUCAGGCCGCCACGCGCCCGUCCAGUCCAGUCGCCUCCCAUCUGUCUCGUGUGCUGUUUGGAGAGGACGAGAUGUUACGGCUAGACUCCAGACACAACCGUGCUGUCAGAGAAUUGGGUCCAUCUGUCAGCAUAGCCGUGCUAAAGCUGCAGGAGGAUGGCGUUAUUUAUGCUCUGUCCCCGUCUGGGGACUUGGCUGCUGAUGGUGUGAAGCGGCCAAACAGUCCUGAGAAGAAAAAAGAGAAAGAACAAGCAGGCAGUGUCACAGAAGAAAGGCUGGGAGGUAAUGAAGGUGAAGAGGGGCCAUCUGUGAAGGUGAAAGAGGAGGAGAGCAAAGAUGGAGCUGAGGUGAAACCCAACAAGAAGUUCAGUGCUAUGGAAACUGCUGGAGACACCAAGCCCUCUGGGGACAAGUACUCUCCAAAAGAGCUGCUUGCUCUGCUCAAAUGUGUAGAGGCCGACAUUGCCAAUUAUGAGGUGUCUCUAAAAGAGGAAGUGGAAAAGAGAAAGAAAUAUAAAAUUGAUGAUCAGAGGAGGACCCAUAAUUAUGAUGAGUUCAUCUGCACCUUCAUAUCAAUGCUGGCCCAAGAAGGCAUGUUGGCCAGCCUCGUGGAGCAAAACAUUUCAGUGCGUCGUCGGCAGGGAGUGAGUAUUGGCCGCUUGCACAAACAGAGAAAACCAGAUCGUAGGAAACGUUCCCGACCUUACAAAGCUAAACGUCAGUAAUAAAACAUUUUUGUUUUGUUUGUAUUUUUAUUGUCUCCAUAAUGCACCAAGUAAUCUGUGAGGGGUAAAAAGUGUUGCACCUUUGCAAUGCACUGUUGUAUUUAUCACCAGAGCCUUUUCUUAUUCAUGGAAUUGACCAUUGUUUCAGCAAUUCUUACUGUGUGUGUGUGUGUGUGUGUAUGUGUUUAGUCUGAAUGUAAAUGUUCUUCUAUCUGUGAUCUGUAAAUAUUUGUAAAAAAAAAAAGCAUUCCCACAAAAAGCAGUUUUUGUUUGUUUUUCCUGUACGAUGGAUUCAUUUGUAUUGGGAGGACGUAUGCGGUGUUAUCAUCAGUUGGCGUUACCUUUAGUAGAUCAUGAAAAAAAGUCACGUUCUUAACAAUUUAACUGUAAAUAUUUCCUCAACUGUCUCCCUCGAUGUUUUGGUAGUGCCAAUAAAGUGUUGAAUGUUUAAGCAAAUAGCUCAUAUCGCUGGUCAUUCAUAUGUGACAGACCAAACAUCUGUUAAUUAUAUGCUUCAUGAACAUUUGGAAACUCAUGAAUGCAUAGGGCAUUUUUUUGUUUGUUGUUUUUUUUUUUUGUUUCUUGCAGUUGAAUGUCCUUUCAAGUAAAAACUAGCAGUAUACAUGUAUACGUGUCAGUCUAGAUGUCUUUGAAAAGAAACAGGAAAAGCUUUUGCCUUAUUAUUUUUUACUUAAAAUGGAUGUUAAUAUUCUGUUAUGUGUAUGAAAUUGUAUGUUUUGUAAAUAUGUGUCUGUUGGACAGCUUGGUGUCACCUCUGUACAGUGGGGCUCAGUUGUACUUUGUGUUUAAAUUUAUACAGUAAACUCAGUGAAAGUA
This is a messenger RNA of Thalassophryne amazonica, 3240 nucleotides long. RefSeq names its product BRCA1 associated protein-1 (ubiquitin carboxy-terminal hydrolase) (gene bap1). The coding region runs from base 163 to 2403 and encodes 746 amino acids. NCBI's taxonomy places the organism in Eukaryota, Metazoa, Chordata, Actinopteri, Batrachoidiformes, Batrachoididae. Gene Ontology annotation, molecular function: cysteine-type deubiquitinase activity. The transcript is spliced from 17 exons. Gene Ontology annotation, biological process: ubiquitin-dependent protein catabolic process; protein deubiquitination. The record is from RefSeq and is a predicted model, not a curated record. Gene Ontology annotation, cellular component: cytoplasm.